AUGAGACGCACUUACAGAUCUAAAAAAGAAACAGGCGGGCUGGACCGCCAAGAUGUAAUGCAAAAUGUAGAUGAAAGGACCUCGAAAUUUGAGGCAUUUUACAGUCAAAAUAUAAAACGUACCAAACGUGAACUUUCUUGUUUAGGCGGUUUAAAGACACAAUCCGUUUCAUACAGAGUUCGAAAGAAAAAGUUUGUGAGGAGACUAAAAGAACCUGAUGCUGAAUUAGCGUCUACAUCUAAAACCACUUUCUUGACACCUGAUAAAUCUUUACGGGUAAAUAAAGCUGAAGAUUUGUUUGAUAAAUUGUUGAACUCGUCUCCUGUUAAUAAUUCACCAAUUUUUACAUUACAAGAAAAUGGAAUGGAAAUAAGUAAGAAAAAAUAUAAAACAAUAAACAGAGCUAUUAUAAGGAAAUAUAAUUACUCUAGUUCAGAUAGUUCAGGUUCUGAUAAAGAAAAUUUUAUAAAUAAAUCACCAAAUGAGAGUGACAUAGAUGCACAUAGUUUAUUAUUAGAAAAAGAAUAUAGGUGCCCAACAAAUUAUGACACUUCAAUAGAUGAUAUUACAAACAAUAUUUCUUUGAUAAAUAAUUUAAAGAAACAAUAUUCUAUAACACCAAAAAUAUCUCAAAAUAAAAUUUCUACUUUUGAGAGAUCCCCCUUCUGUAGUACUCCAUUUCGGGAAAAAUACAGAGGCCAGUCAAUUUAUAAGUAUUCCCCUAUAUGUACCACUCCUCUGGGUGUCAAUGCUAAUAAAACUGUUGCAACAACAUACACACUGAAUGAAACUCUUAGUAAAUUAUCAGACAAUGAAAGCAAAGAUGAUAAAAAGACUUACAUUAGAACAAGAAACAAUGAACAAGAAAAUUAUACAUUACCAAAUAUUAAUAAAUCAGAAAUAAAUAAAAGUGUAAAUGACAACUCCAUACAAAUAAUAGAAGUUAUUGACAAUGACAUUGCUCAUAAUCACCAAAAAUGUAACAAUUUUUCCUUAGAAGUCCAAAGUAAGGAUACUCCUGAUGAUGAAAUCAUAGAUGAUAAUGAAUUAGAAUCUAGCAUGACAUUUGCGGAAGAGCCUAGUAUAAUUCUACAGACAUCUGAAUGUAUGAAGCUUUUUGGAUUCUCUAAGGUUAAUCAAAGUACAGAAGUUUUUUUAAACAAAUAUAAACACUUUCAGGAAAAUAAUUCUGAUAUAUUAAUUGAAAAUGUGCUGCCUAACCAGUCCUUACAGUUAAAUACUGAAAGAAGCCAAGAAAAUAGUGAGCAAGACUCGGAAGAAUGUAAAAAUGUAGAAUCAAUUUCAUUAUAUGAUACAUGUAGUGAAGAUGAAUCUAAAGAAAUCAGUUUGAAGAUGUUGAUCGAAGAACCAUUUGUAAAAAUGAAAAGAAUGAGAAAAUCAAUAUUUGAAAAAUACUGGCAGCAAUCUAAUGUAAACAAAGAGAGUAGUGAUACAAGCAAUUGUAUUGAACACUUUAGAAGUUUUGAACCAAGUGAUCUAAAUACUGAGGAUGAAUAUUCUGAUUCUGAAGAAAGUAAUGAAGAUUCAACCCACCAACAAAAUAUUGAGCCACCAAGCUUUGUUACCACUAGAAGAGGAAAAGCAUUUAUAACAAAUGAUUCAUUUUUGUUUAAUUUAGAUAGCCCUAGAAAUUCAAGCAGUAUUGCAGAAUGUGAUAAAACAAUCAUAAAUAAUAAAGAAAAUAAAUUCUCUCUUGACAUUGAAACAUUAGUAGAUCAAAAUACAAGAAAAACUACAUGUAUUGAUAUAGAAAAAAAUAAUUUAAAUGACACAUACCAACUUGAAUUUGGUACAUAUAGUUUUGAGAACGAAUAUGAAACGUCAUGCAUUAAUGAUACUGUCACACCGAAGCGUAGUACCAUUAUUAAUAAGGAUUUAGACAAUAUUAAAAAUGAUCUUUCAAUACAUAGUCAAGAAAAUAUUAUUGAAGAAGAAACAAGUGUGACAAGGCCUAAGUUAUUAAAAUCAUUAGGAUCUGUUAAUAAAUUAGAAUCACAGUUCACAAGUUCUAAAGAAACAAGUAUAGGCGUCAGCAUCAAGCAAUCUAAUAGUACCAUAGGGUUGCAUGACAACAAUGUUAAUGUGAUACCAUGUACAAACAUUAAUAAGACCCUAUGUAAUCAAGAUAUUACCGUGGCCGAUGACACAGUAGAUAAAAUCAUUAAAAAAAUGAGGCAGAGUAAAAGUAUACAACAAUCUUCAAUGAAUGUGGGUUUAAAACAAAGUAAUAAACCAGAACCAAACCCUUCAAGAAUAACUCGACACAGUGCAAGAUUAUCACGACAUGACAAAGAUGAUUUAAAUAUAAGUGAAGUUAAAAAUCCCAUUAAAUUACAGCCAGGGAAACGAUGGGAGCGUUCUUUAAGCAUUUAUCGUAGAAUGACAACUAUGGCAGAUGGCACUGAUGUUUCUAUACUUGAUGUAGAAUCAUUAGAACACAAAGGUAGAAAAUAUAGACAAAGUGUUAUUGCCACCAUGGAAAUGCAGGAUUCUAGUACUUCACUUCACAAUGAAUCCAUUAAAAGUCACAGAAGUACUUUUGUUUCUCGGCCCAUCAAAUCAACAGUCACACUAACUAACGAUACUAAUAUUUCCCGAACUAGCAUAAAUUCUACAACAGUAUUUGAAGAAUUGCAGGGAUUUUUGACCGAGGAUUGUGAUGAUACGGUUGUUAACUUAUCAAAACUAUCGCUCGGUGACCCAGAGGUCGGCGGCAGGGUAUUAGAGAAAUUUUAUGAUACAUCGAGUCGUUCGAGCACAGCGCGUGAUUACGUUUUGCGUCGCUGCAAUCAGGCAGAUGCAUUGCUCUUUGAUGAAUGCUACCCAGAUACAACCCUGAAGAAUUGCCGAAAAAUUGGCGAAGGUGUAUAUGGGGAGGUGUUUCUCUGGAGGGCUGGAGACGGACGUGCAAGGGUCCUGAAGGUGAUACCAAUAGCUGGCGAGCUGCAAGUCAAUGGCGAGAAGCAGAAGGACUACGACCAAAUCAUAUCUGAAAUUGUGAUUGCUAUGGAAUUGAGCGCUCUCAGCGCUCCAAUACCAGAUAUAGAACGUCAUUUUAAUGAAGGGAAGACAGCAGAAACUCUGGAUUUACAUUCUGUAGAGAAUGCAACUGAUGUUUUUAACAAGGUCCUAGCGGUCCGCCUAGUAUACGGUAGCUAUCCAAGCCGACUCCUUGAUCUAUGGGACUUGUACGACGAGUGCAAAGGAUCUGAGAACGAUAACCCCGCGAUAUUUCCACCCGACCAGCACUAUAUUGUGCUAGAACUGGCCAAUGCUGGCCAAGACUUGGAGAGUUACCAGUUCAACAACGCUGAACAGGCUGAAGCUCUAUUUCAACAGGUUGCAUUUGGUUUGGCGGUAGCGGAGCAGGCAUAUCAGUUUGAGCAUCGGGAUUUGCAUUGGGGGAACGUGCUUAUUGCUCCCACAGAUCAGAAGUAUUCAACGUUCGUACUCCGCGGUCGUACGCACCGCGUGCGCACGUGCGGGGUCAAGGCGACGAUCAUCGACUACUCGUUGUCCCGCGUGUCGGUCGGCCGAGUGCUGUACUGCAACUUGGCAGAAGACGAGUCGCUCUUUGAAGCCGUUGGAGACUACCAGUUUGAGGUGUAUCGCCGUAUGAGAGAUCGGCUCGGAAACGAUUGGAUGAAUUACGAGCCGUACACCAACAUAUUGUGGCUGCAUUACACUGCGGAUAAGAUGAUAACAGCCCUCCGCUACACCAGAACUAACACUAAAAUUCACAAACAUUUCAUUGCCAAGCUGAAGGACAUUCAAAAUACUAUCCUUUGCCACGGCUCCGCCUGCGAAUACGUCAUCACAGACAACGAAAUUUAA
This is a messenger RNA of Pieris macdunnoughi, 3855 nucleotides long. The record is from the annotation of a GenBank genome assembly. Lineage: Eukaryota; Metazoa; Arthropoda; Insecta; Lepidoptera; Pieridae.